Messenger RNA from Peromyscus leucopus (white-footed mouse), 2803 nucleotides. RefSeq names its product shisa family member 2 (gene Shisa2). Gene Ontology annotation, cellular component: endoplasmic reticulum. NCBI's taxonomy places the organism in Eukaryota, Metazoa, Chordata, Mammalia, Rodentia, Cricetidae. Bases 491 to 1378 code for a protein of 295 amino acids. Gene Ontology annotation, biological process: negative regulation of Wnt signaling pathway; negative regulation of fibroblast growth factor receptor signaling pathway. The record is from RefSeq and is a predicted model, not a curated record. The transcript has 2 exons.
GCAGCGUCCCGAGCGGUGGCCGGAGCCAUGAGGAGGAUCGAGCCCCGAGCCGCGGAGCUAGAGCACGGCGGGCUGCUGCACUUGCCGCCGGGAGCUCUGCGCGCACUGCCCGCUUCUUUUGCUGCUUCUCGCUCCGGAGGUGAAUAGAGGGGAGACGCACCCUACUCGCGCUGGACUCCGACGCUGAUACGCUCCAGCGGCGGCCUGGCUCCUGGUGGGCAGCGGAGCGUCCCCUCGGGGAUGCACAGGGAAGGUCGGAUCGCACGCCAAGCCUCUGGGAACGUUCCUUCCGUGAUGCCGCUGUAAAGGCCGAGUGUAGCGGGGACCCGCUCUCUAGCAAGGAGGGAUGACUUAGACCCUGGCUCUGCAGCCUGGGCGUCGCGACAGAGGGGAGUGGCCCGACCGGAAGGUCCCUGGCGUCGCCGAGCCAUAACUUCUUUGGGGGAGACCUACGUCCUCUAGAGACAUCACCUCCACCCAGGGCAGUGCCAUGUGGGGCGGACGCGGCUCAGCCACCACUUCUUCUGGGCACCGCGCGUCGCUGCUGCAGCUGCUGCUGGCCGCGCUGCUGGCGGCGGGGGCGUGGGCCAGCGGCGAGUACUGCCACGGCUGGCUGGACGCGCAGGGCGUCUGGCGCAUCGGCUUCCAGUGCCCCGAGCGCUUCGACGGCGGCGACGCCACCAUCUGCUGCGGCAGCUGUGCGCUGCGCUACUGCUGCUCCAGCGCCGAGGCGCGCCUGGACCAAGGAGGCUGCGACAACGACCGCCAGCAAGGUGUGGGGGAGCCAGGCCGGACAGACAGAGAAGGCCCAGACAGCUCGGCAGUCCCCAUAUACGUGCCGUUUCUCAUCGUCGGCUCUGUGUUUGUGGCCUUCAUCAUCCUGGGGUCCCUCGUAGCCGCCUGCUGUUGCAGAUGUCUGCGGCCCAAGCAGGAUCCGCAGCAGAGCAGAGCCCCAGCGGGCAACCGCCUGAUGGAGACCAUCCCCAUGAUCCCCAGUGCCAGCACUUCCCGGGGGUCAUCGUCCCGGCAGUCCAGCACAGCUGCCAGCUCCAGCUCCAGUGCCAACUCGGGGGCCCGGGCUCCCCCAACAAGGUCGCAGACCAACUGCUGCUUGCCCGAGGGAACCAUGAACAACGUGUACGUCAACAUGCCCACAAAUUUCUCUGUACUUAACUGUCAGCAGGCCACCCAGAUCGUACCCCAUCAAGGGCAGUACCUGCACACCCCGUAUGUGGGGUAUGCGGUCCAACAUGACUCUGUGCCCAUGACGCCAGUGCCCCCGUUCAUGGAUGGCCUGCAGCCCGGCUACAGACAAGUCCAGCCCUCCUUUGCCCACAAUAACAGUGAACAGAAGAUGUACCCUGCCGUGACUGUAUAGCUUGCAGGUCACCAAGUAGACUCCUUUAUGAGCAAAACAAGGGCCAGACUCUUGUGCAGGAAGUGUGCUCAAGUUGGUGGUUUUCAUCGAUGUUCUCCUGGAUGACUUCAUUUGCCUCUAACCUGUAAGGGGAUGUCUCCAGAACAGCGUUUCUGUGCGUGUUUCCUGAUUCAUAAUGGAGAAACACAGGCCCUGGAGUCGCCACCUGUGUCCUCAAGUAUGUGACAAAUGCUUGAGCCCCUAAGUGCCCUUGAGGUGUGGCUGCCAGAGUCAGAGGUUGCAUGAUGUCAUUAUUUCUGUUUGUCUCAGCUGCACAGGAGAACACCUGUUACCUCCCCUUUGCCUGGGCUGUUUUUUAAAUCAGUGUUCAAGACUGAGAGGAGAUGUAAAUAAUAUAAUUAUUAUGAAAAGAAGCCGGACACCAGUCAACGGCCUCAGUCCUCCAGAGGCAUGUCUUAAUUUCAUUGUAAAAGAUAUAGUUUGUCUAUUUUUAUGCUUUGGGGGGAGGGGAGGCUAUUUUGUGCUUUUUUUUUUGAUAACUGUGUGUCAAGAUCUUAUUAUGAAGUGAUUUUCUAUGUUAAAGAGAUGAAAAGAAAACGUACCUAUCUAAAGAAGACAUUCGUUGGGAAUUCUAGGAGUGGAGGGGCAUAUGAGACCAUUCGCCCCUUUUCAACGGAGCCUUUUUAUUUCCUGGCUCUACAGUGGCACCCAAGAAGUAAUUUGAUGCUUUUUUUUUUUUUUUUUUAUUGAAAUCAUGAGCUAUUACCUGCUCUGCUCCAAGUUACUUCUAACUUUGCCACUUGAUGUGGCCUGGGGCUUCCUUUUGGUCUGCUCGGUUUGGAUUUCCUUGUCUAAAUAAUACCAAGAGCAGGGAAUUCGAUGUGUGGAUGAAGAUCAGUAAAAAAUGCAAAGAAAGGUACACAGCCAUCAUGAGGACCUCAGACAUGAACCACUUUGCGAAUCAGAAGGCUUUUUUAUACUCUUGUUAUCAGAAUGGUCUAUUUUUCCAGCAGCAGGAGGAGCUCUGAAAUCCAGAGAAAAGUUCUCCAAGGAGACAUGACUCUUGGGUCUCUUCUCCCAGUCUUCAGCAAACUCUGCAACCACUGUCGACAUUUUAAGUUAUCAAAUUCAAGUGAAUUUGUAUGUUGAUUACUUAUGAAAAAAGUUUAAAUAUGUAAAAGUAAAUUUUCAACUGCUAGCAAAGCCAAAUUUUGUUAAAUAACUGUGACGUUUGGUCUUCUAUACAUUCUACCCACAGCAUCUUUCAUCUAGUCUUCUGGUCAUCUGUCCAUCGUCUUAUGAUGUUAGUAACAAUGUUACAUUAUUGUUGGCAACUGGUAUCAACAGAGAUAGGAAUCAAAGAUUUUUAAUAACCAAAGCAGGAGAAAAUCAUUUUAAAUUUUUAAUAAAUAUUUUAUGGUGUGA